AUGGAUGAAAAACGACUGUAUUAUAACAGAAUAUUGUUGAAAUAACAAUUUUGUGUACAAAUUUCGGAAUAAACUUUCGUGGAUAAUUGGAAUACAAUGUAUCAAUUUACUGGAAUAUUUGUCUUCCUCAUAUAUACUGUGUAUGGACAACAAACACCUUACUGCACGAAAUUCACCGGUACAGCUAGCCCGAACGAUCCUACAUUACCGGACCUGCCAGAUCAGUUCCAGACGACAAUAGAGGCGAAUUUCGUCAUUAAAGGAUACACGAUAACUGCGUAUGAAUAUUUUGACAAUCCUGGUAACCGAGCGGCGAUGAGAGCAAACAAAAAUGAUACAGACAAUAUCUCAUUAUUUGAUUAUACAAAUAAUCAAUUAACAUUCAUCAAUGGAAAAUCAUGUCAAGUAAAGAAUCUCACCACGGAUCCGACAGACGUCUAUUUUGGCAGCUUUUCAAAGGGUGGAAUUCCUCCUCAUAUUCUUAACUCUAGAGGAGCCCUACAUUUUCUAAAAUCAUCCGGACAGCAAUACAUGGGUAAAGAUGUAGUUCGAGGUAUCAGCGUUGAUCAUUGGAGAUCAUGUAUAUACUGGCCACAGAUUCGAGCCAACUUUACCCUAGACUACUAUUUCACGGUUCAAGAAUGGAAAGACGCUAUAGCAUAUCCUAGAAUUCCAGUUCGAGCUUACGUGAAGGGAGUGACUGAAGACUUUACAGGGGCGGUGUCACAUGUUGAACAUUACUAUGAUUAUGUUGACUUUAGAACAGAAAUUGCUGACUUGACAGUUUUUGAAGCAAGAAUUGCUUACAUAGUAGACAAAGUCAAAGGCAACUGUCAUGUGACUGGUAUAUCUGAAACAGAAAUGACGUCAGAUUUCAAUCAAACGGCUGCUGGAAUGGACAAUCUCUGGUUUGCAUUAACAUUAAAAGGACCAAGAGAAAUUCUCGGUCUGGAUGGUAAUUUCACAUACAUAGGAAAG
This is a messenger RNA of Ruditapes philippinarum (Manila clam), 978 nucleotides long. RefSeq lists its product as uncharacterized. The transcript is spliced from 7 exons. The record is from RefSeq and is a predicted model, not a curated record. NCBI's taxonomy places the organism in Eukaryota, Metazoa, Mollusca, Bivalvia, Venerida, Veneridae. The annotation marks the transcript as partial.